CGAUCACAAGAGCAUUUCUGUUUACACUCGACCUGCGGCUGACAGACGCACAGAGAUCAGAGUAAGAGGUUGUCCGUGGAAAGUUGUCCCCACAGAUGGCGGACGGGGGAGCAAACUUCCACAGUACCACUGAAUCAGAGGAGAAAUCCAGGAAAAAUGACGAUGUUGCAACCAAAAGACCCCGAAGGAGAACUGAGCAGCACGAAUCUGUAAAUCCCACCAAGAACAUUCAGAAAAAGAAAAGAAGACAAAGAAGACAUGGGAGAAGUAAAAAGACAGUCUCAAAUUUAAAAUGUGAAAUUGCAGAAAAAGAUGAGAAUGAGGUUGUUGAGACCACGAGUAGCCAAACCGAGGAAGGCUUGGCUGUGAAAGAACAGUCUCUCCAGGCCGGGGAAAGCCUGCCAAAAGAAGAAAAUGUUGAAAAAUCCCAGGGGAGAACAAAGAGCAUCUCAGAUGUGAAAAGUGAAAGCACAGAAAAAGAUAAGAAUGAGGUUGUUGAGACCACAAGUACCCAAACUGAGGAAGGCUUGUUUGUCAAAGAACAGUCUCUCCAGGCUGGACAAAACUUGCAAAAAGAAGAAAAUGCUGAAAAAUUCCAGAAAGAUGAACAGAAGGUGGAAGCUCAGACACAAACAAAGAAGCAUAAAGGUAUAAAUAAAUUCACACAGACUGCAGUUGUGUCUCAGAAGAGCCAGGAAACACAGACAGACUUCCUUGAUCCAAAACAAGAUGACAUGCAGCGUAAAGAGAUUCAACCAGCCACUGCUGUUCCUGCAGAGACUGAACCCGAGCUGCAGCAAAGCAGCACUACUCCGGGGCCAAAAGACGAUCCAGUCAAAGGCAGCACAACAGAGUCAAUGGCUAAAAAUGAGAACGAUCAGCCUGGGAAAUCUUCUGCUGAAGCAGCAACAUCUCAGUCUGAUAAAGACUGCCAACCAAAGUCAUACGCCACAGCAGUCUCUGGUGGGGAAGGAGGAGAGAAACAGUCCAGUUUGACAGCUUCAAAAAAAGCCGCUGAACAACCUCUAAGCACAAGAGAUAGGAGCCCAGUCAGGCCUCUUCCUGGAGUUCCCAUAUUCACACUGCACAUCUACACUGUUCUGGACAAGAAGUUCAGAUUCAACCAAGAACACGACACACUCCAAAUGUGUUUUGAAGAAGGAGAAUCUCUGUCCUUUAAAAUAACACAUUUUGUUGGUUUGAAGCAGGAAGGCUACGUGGUAGAAGCGCAUCUCUCCGUUGAAGAAAGUAAAUUGAACAGAGGUAUUUGGCUGACAUACUGGUACGGUGUUAAGCAGCGAAAAAAGGAACUUAUUGGAGCAGCUUACAGGACUUUACAAAUUCCAGUGGACCCAACAAUAAAAGAACUGCACGUUUAUGAAGGCUUUAUCUGCCGCGAUGAUGGACAGAAUUUUUUAAAAACUGGCCUACAGUUUGUUGGGUGGAAGAAAUCUAGAGGCGAUGAAAUUUCCAAUGUGUGGCAGACUUCAGCAUCAACUCUUCUGAAUAACAUCUUCCAGAAAUGGACUCCAUCAGACAGACAAAGCACUAAGACAUUGUGUGACCAGUUGAUGCAUUUUAUACAGAGUUUCAGUACAGCUCCCAGUCGAAUUUCAUACCAGGACCAUUCCAAACCUCCUAUAGUCAAGGCAUCAGACCUGAUUUCAGAGACCUUGGUGCAGAUUUUAAAAGAGUCAAAGGAGAAAUUCCCAGAAAAAUGCAGACGCUCCAGUCCUCUGGUUCUGGGUCUGUCUGUCUUCAUGGUCGCAAAUAACAUCAACCUUGGAGUGAAAGGCUGGGCCGAGUUGUGUCUGCUGGUGACCUCAGAGGCUGCGAUGGACACAAAGAACCUCGAGGAGCUGAGCACUUCAUUAGAAGUUCCUCAGUUCACGGUGAUAGGUUUGAUGAACCUCUGUGCCCGGGAGGCUGUGGCAGAGCUCGUCCUUCUCCCUCCUCUGCUCUUCAGGCUCAUACAGCCGGGAGCUGAUGCAACUAAAGUGGGUCCAAAUGUUGAAGAGCACGACUGGUCAGGACUCAAAGGCAUCGACUUUAUCAGAUUCAGAGAAAAUGUGCAGUUCCACACUGAAAAAAGGGGGAGAAUACUCUCAUUGAUCCAGAAAAACUUACCAGCAGCUGCAGCAGAGAUGCCUCUGCUCUUGAUGAGCUGGUUGGCUCUGAUCCCGUUUGAUGAUCUUCCUGAAUUUUCCCGCCUGACUGGAGUCGGAGCAGAACACCUGAUCCAGAGCCUGUUGUACCGGCUGCAAACAUGUAGAGAGAAAAUGGCUCUCAAACAAUGUGAAGUAAAUGUGAAACUGGCUGAUAAAUCUUUGAGCCACAUCCUCAUGGAGGCAGAUAAACAAAAGGACAGACUGGCUAAAUCUGGGAGCCUGCAGUCAGCGUUUGAGAGCAGCAUCAGUGUGUUGAAAUGCACAUGUGAGAUUGCCAGGAUUGUUCCAUGGUACCAAACUGUGGUCCAGUCCCUGCAGCUGGUGCUGAAACUGGCUGAGAUAAUCGAGAUGAAGCUGAGAGGAGAGUCUGAAAAAGGCAAUGAGGCGUCGGAGCAGAGAGUUGUGGAGAAGUUGUUUGCUGUGCAGGAGUGGAUCAGUCAGUGGAGAGACAAACUGCUGGAGAAACCACUUGUAUCUGCAAAAUCACUCACAUAUCCAAGGGAAAUUGAGCUGUGGGACACGCUGCUGAAGGUUGAAUAUUUUUCUGAAGACGUUUCCUCAAAAUGGGCGGCACAGCUUCAGAAAGAUCUGAAGAAGAGAAUAAAUGAGGUCAGCGACGAGGAUAAAGUGCUGAUCUGUUGCCUGGAUUCACCUGUGGCUGCUUUGGGCAAAAGACACCAUGUUGUCCAGAACUGUUUCAACGAGAUGUUUCACUCAGCCAUCAAGACUAUCUGUCAGAGAGGAAAAGAAGGAGACUUGAUGAGAAGUCUGACUGCGAAUGUGAAAGAUCUUCCUCCUACAGUCACGUCUGCUGUUGUGGUCGAGUCUGCUGCCCGGUUCAGAGACAACAUGGUGGUCCAGCUGCUGGAUCCUCAGUCAGCUGUGAACUUCCUGCUCUCUAACUGGUCUUGGAAAUCAAUCCAGGUGGACGAUAUGGCGGGACAGGUUGUCCACAGCUGUGUGGAAGCUGUCCAUCGCCUGGUGGCGUCCUUGCUUGAAGGAAGUGUGUUUCUGGGACACUUGCAGACAUGUCUGAAAUACCGAGAGCAGUUCAAGCGACUUUACCAGCAAUACAAGAAGAACACCAAGUCUGAGAAAGCUCCAGCUGAUGCUGACAUUGUUUUGACUCAGAGAGAGAAGGACCUGAAUGCUUUUAUGCAGCGGAAACAGGAGAUAGAUACACUGAUAAAGAUGUUGGCGAAGAUUACGGAAAGCAUCACAGUUCCUGAGGUGUCGACUCUUGAAGCGCAGCACAGCGCAGACCUCCAUGCUGUGAGUCUGAACAAACUGGUGCUUGUUCAGGCCAUUGAUGCAGAAAGAAAGCUCCAGAAGACUGGUCCUCCUGCAGUCCUGUGGAAUAGAAUCAGCAUGAAUGUCUUGAAAAUGUCCUCAGAGAUGCACAAACUGCAUCACAGCAACCUGAUCCUCUCCUCGUGGGUCAAACAAGCAGCAUCCGUAGCAGAAUCUAGAUUUCCCGCCUCGCCUCCGGUUCAACUGACUCUAACUCAGGUCUCUGAGAGCAUCUGGACACCUCUGCUGGAGGAAUUCUUCCACCUUGGAGUCAGCAUCGCUGAGGCAAACAUCAGGUUUUGGAAGCUCGACCAGAUGCUAGCGGACUCUGGUGAUCAGGGGGAUGGAAAGCUGCUGGUGAAGGAGCUGGAUCUCAUGUCAGAGGUCAUUUCCACAGCAGGAGGAGUCACAGCCGAGAAGGACUGGGUCCAGACGAGGCUGCAUCGGAUCCAGGAGUACAGACAGCUGCACGAUGCAGCGGCUGCAGCCAGAGCAGUCCUGAGAAUCGCCCAGAUGAUGGGGCUUUCCGGAAACUUCAGCGAAAUUAGCUCCCUCAGGCAACUGGAUGAAGACAGAUUUAAGCAGCAGGUCCUGAGCUCUCUCAGUGACGACAUGUUUCAUGCCAGGCAGCAGCUCUCUGCUGUCACCAGGGAAAACACUGCAUGUCUGGAAGAGUUUCUUAACAGCCAACCUCUGAUCAGUUGGGUCAGAGAGAACCUCAAAACAAUGAGCGAUGUCAAAGUUUAUGUUGAGCUAGCUUCAAUAUCUGCUGGAGAAAACGACACGGAGAUUGACCAGGUGGCCUGCUUUCAUGAUGCGGUGAUGGGAUACGGCCCCCUGCUCUACUCCCUCUCCCAUCAGACCAGCUUCCAGGAUUUCAUGAUUUGUGCUCAGCAGGUGUGGGACGCCCAGAGCAGAGACGAGAAGCUCCCUGACAAACUGAGAGAGUCGACCCGAUUGCUGAGUUGGCUGAAGGCUCUGAAGGAGACGCACGGCUCUGUGGAGCAGUCUUCGCUCUCGCUCGCUUCCUCCAUCAACACACAUGGAGUUUAUCACAUCGGAUGGUCUAGUGAAAAAACAGAGAAGAGAUGUCUUCAAAAUAUGGUUCUGGUGACAGUAAAAGCAGGAAAUGAGGUGAAAAGCUACAAGCUUGAAGAUCUGCUGGAGCUUCAGAACAAACUAAUGUUGAUGUCAUCUAAAGGGGAACAUGGCAGAGAACAGGUCAACAGAUUCACAGAGGUUUUCCAGGGAGUUCAGAGAGUUGGAUCGAUCCUUCUUCAAAUGCAGACAUCUGGCAACAUGCUCUUCAGGGAUUGGUUUGCUGAGGUCCACUGCUGCCCGCAGCAGCAGCCGAGCAUCAGCAUCACCUUCCUGUCCCUCAGCGGCGAGCAGACGCUGUACAGCGGAGAGGUGACAGAGCAGCUGCGGAAACUGGCUCAGUCGAUGGAUUCAUGCCACAAAGAAUGGUGUGCCUUCAUCGGCGAGAUGCGUUCCAGGUUCAGUGUGUUGAACCAUUUCACGUCAGAGCAGCUGGUGUACCUGUGCCACUGGAUACACAAGGUGUGUCAACGUCAGACGUCGGUUCCUCAGCAGCUGUGGCACCUGCUUUUUCCCAUAAAGCCUCAGUGCAUGGUGAAUGAUAUUAGGGUUGCUUACAAAAAUGCAGUGAGCAUGAGCUCACAGGAUGAUGAAGACUCUGAUGAUGAAGAGGAGUUUUAUGAAGCUAUCACAACAGCUGCAUCCAAGCAUGCAGAAGAAGACCCGAAAGAGGAUUAUGAUUUAAUGCAGUUUUCAACAGAUGAAGAAGAAGAUGAUGAUGUAACUGAGGGCAAGCUUGAUAAUCUCUGGAGGCGGUUCAAGGGAAACAUGUCCCAGUAUCUUGAGGAGUCUCUGGACAUAUUGACACUUGCUCAGCUCCUGGAGUGCUUGUCUGAAACAAAUCCGCUCCACAUGAUCAGGAAUCUCCCACCAGGACUCCAGGUGGGGAAGCCGAACCUUGUCCUCUGUCCGAGCGCUGAAGUUUUCACCACCACUCUGUCUUUUUACAUGGAGAGUCCAGAGCAACCUCUGCCGUCUUCUGACGAGGUCCUGGUCUGUAGGGAGCAAACCACCAGAGAAGAGGUGGAGAUCUUUCUGCGCAGAGCUCUCUGCCAAGUCUCUAGAGAAAAAUGUCAGAAGAUCUAUUCUCUGGUUAAUCCUGGUGUGCUGGGAUAUGAAGCCAGCGAAGCAUUGGUGGAGCUCUACGAAGGUCUCGAGAGAAGUGCCAGCCCGCAUUAUUGCUUGGUGAUAGUCAGUCCUGUUGUGCACCAGCACAGAUGUGUUCCUUCUUACUUCAGCAACUACAAAGUGCAGACUGGUGUGAAUCUGUCAGAGGAGAGGGCUAGAAAAUACCUUCAUCAUCACUUCACUCUAAGCACCUUGUCCCAAGACCCAGUCGCACUGGUUUCUCCAGAUCAGCUCUCUGUCUGGAUGGUGUCAUCUGUACGCCCGGCAGUUGGAAAGUCCCUUUAUGUGAAGCGUUUAUUUGAGAAGUUCCAGCAGAAAUCUCCAAGAGCAAAACAUGUGAGGAUCCAUCUGAUUGAGGCGAAUGUGGACGUUGACUCGUUGGUUCUCACUCUGACAGAGAGACUGUCCCAGCUCAGAGAGCAGGACCCUGUUCUCCUUCAUAUCGACUCAGCAGGCGUUCGCUCAGGUUUGGAGGAGCUUCUAUUCCGUCUGCUGGUUCUGGGCUGUUUGAGUGACAGCCAUGGCAUGUUGUGGAGAAAGAAUAAGGCUCAUCUGAUCACAGUGGAAGUUCUGAAAGCAAUCACACGCCAUCAAAAACAGGCAAAAGAGGUGAGGGUCGGACUUCUGGAAAUUCUGCCCACCAUUCAUUGCAAAGCUCCAAAAGAAGUUUUGCAACUAUUGGGCAGUCCAAGGCUCAUUGGACAAAACAGAUUUGAUCCACUUGUAGACGAACAGGAGUUUUUCAGUGAGGGAAUUCAAAGACCCUAUCAAUACUUAAGACGCUACUUCCAGAGUCAGCGUCUGGAUCGAUUUAACUAUCAAAAAGGAUCCAAAGUUGGGGAUACCAGAGACUGCCUUCGUCUCUUGCUGCUUCACUGUGGCAUGGAAAAUCCAUCUUGGGGUGAACUGAAGAACUUCUCCUGGUUCCUCAAUGUGCAGCUGGAAGACUGUGAAGUCUCUGUUUUCUGUGAUCCAGACUUUCUUGCAGACCAUCUGCCAGGCUUUAAGGACUUCAUUGUAAAGUUUAUGAUUCACAUGGCAAGAGAUUUUGCCUCGCCGUCUCUGAACACAUCUGAUGAAAGUCCCACUCUUCACAUCGAAAGCAAUCUAGAAGAUGACCUUCUUACUCGUCUGUCAAUUCGAAAACGAUGGGAGAAUGAAUCACAUCCGUACAUUUUCUUCAACGCUGACCAUUCUUCAAUGUCUUUCCUUGGCUUUAAUGUGCAGCUCUGUCCAAGGCGAAAUACACUCAGAGCAGUUGAUCCUCACAGCAAUAAGGUUCUCAUAGAGAGCGUAAUGUCACAGGAACUUUUCGAUGGCUUGCAACGACAAAGGAUUUCGCUUACUGAGGACUUUGAUCAGCUGCCCCGACCAGACAAAAUCAAAAGGAUUUCUUGUGUUGUUGGUGCAACCAGAGGAAUUAUGGACAGAAACUUUGAUCCAGACCCAACCUAUGAGCUCACUGCAGACAAUGUGAUGAAGAUGUUGGCCAUACACAUGAGGUUCCGAUGUGGGAUUCCAGUUGUGAUCAUGGGUGAGACUGGCUGUGGAAAAACCAGACUGGUCCGUUUCCUCUGUACUUUGCAAAGAGAGGAAAGACCAGUAGAGAACAUGGUUCUUGUUAAAGUACAUGGUGGAACCACAGCAGAAAUGAUCUAUAGAAAGGUGCAGGAGGCUGAGGUUCUUGCCCGCAAAAAUCAGCGGCAGCACAACCUUGAUACCAUUUUGUUCUUUGACGAAGCCAACACAACAGAGGCCAUUUUUGCCAUCAAGGAAAUCCUGUGUGACCAAACAAUGAAAGGAGAACCUCUGAGGCCAGAAAGUGGCCUAAAAAUAAUAGCUGCCUGCAAUCCGUACAGGAAACACUCACCUGAAAUGGUGGAACGUUUGGAACGUGCAGGACUGGGGUACCGAGUGAAGGCAAAUGAAACUGAAGACCGACUUGGCAAAGUUCCUUUGAGGCAGCUGGUGUACAGAGUUCACCCUCUGCCACCAAGUAUGGUGUCUUUGGUGUGGGAUUUCGGCCAGUUGAGUGAUUUAACUGAGCUUUCCUACAUCAAUCAGAUUGUCCAGAAGAAAGUUUCCGAUCACCGUUUGCCAGCAUCGUGCAAUAACAUCAUUUCAAAUGUGCUGGCUGCCUCCCAGAAAUACAUGAGAAGUCGUAAAAAUGAAUGUAGUUUUGUAAGUCUGAGAGAUGUAGAGAGGUCCAUGAAAGUGUUAGUUUGGUUUUACCAACACAGUCCAGACAUUUUCACUGACAUAGCUAAUCUCAGUGAUGAUGAAAGAACCCUGAAGUGCUUGAUCUUAGCUGUUGGAGUAUGCUACUAUCCAUCUCUUGUAGCCAAAGAGGACUACCUGGAAGAAAUUUGCAGGUACUUUCCAAGACCUGUGAACUGUGCUCGAGCGUUGCAAGUGGAGAUUUCAUCCUGUCAAGACCUCUUCCUUCAGAAUGUUCAGACAAGGGAGACCAUUGCCAAAAACAUUGCACUCAAAGAAAAUGUGUUUCUCAUGGUGGUCUGCAUAGAACUGAGGAUCCCACUGUUUUUGGUCGGCAAACCAGGCAGCUCCAAGUCUCUUGCUAAAACUGUUGUCGCUGACGCCAUGCAGGGCCAAAACUCCCACUGUAAACUAUUUAAGAAACUGAAACAAGUCCACAUGGUCUCUUUUCAAUGCAGCCCUCACUCAAGUCCAGAAGGCAUCAUAGGAACAUUCAGGAACUGUGCUCGUUUCCAAAAGGACAAAAAUAUGGAAGAGUACGUCUCAGUAGUGGUGUUAGAUGAGAUAGGACUAGCAGAAGAUUCUCCACAGAUGCCACUAAAGACUCUUCAUCCUCUACUGGAGGAUGGAUGCAUUGACAAUGACAAGCCAGAUCCACACAUGAAAGUUGGGUUUGUUGGCAUCUCCAAUUGGGCUCUGGACCCAGCAAAGAUGAACCGAGGAAUAUUUGUGUCCAGGUGGGACCCAAGUGAGGAUGAACUUGUGCAGACAGCCAAAGGCAUUUGUUCAUCUUCCAAUCAGAUUCUCCUGAAAAUAAAACAUCUCUUCCCAUCACUGGCCAGCGCCUUCUUAAAAAUCUGCAAUGAGACUUCAAAGAAUCAGUUCUUUGGCCUGAGGGAUUACUACAGCCUAGUCAAAAUGCUGUUUUCCGGAGUGAAGGCCACACAACAAGAGCCAAAUGGUGAGCAACUUGUAGAGGUCAUCCUACGUAACUUCAGUGGACAGCCAGACAGCUUUGACCCAGUCAUAUUUUUCCAAGACGUUCUGCAAGAUCUGACUGAAAUUCCCAGACCAAGAACCUUGCAGAUGAUAUUAAGGAAUCUUGAUCAUGGGACCAAAGAGGAGAGCCGCUAUCUCUUGUUACUCACCACAAACAAUGCAGCUCUGCAUAUCCUUCAGCAACAGGUCUUUGCAAAAGGAGACUAUCCACCACCCGAAAUCAUCUUUGGUUCUGGAUUCCCAAAAGAUCAGGAAUACGCUCAAAUAUGCCGGAAUGUCAACCGAGUAAAAACCUGCAUGGAGACCGGAAGAACUGUUGUCCUCCUUAACAUGCAGAAUCUCUAUGAAAGCCUUUAUGAUGCCUUGAACCAGUACUACGUUUACCUCAGUAAGCAGCAGUACGUUGAUCUGGGUCUUGGCUCCCAUAGAGUCAAAUGUCGUGUUCAUACCAACUUCCGGUUGGUUGUGGUGGAAGACCAGAACAAGGUAUACGAGCACUUCCCUGUUCCCCUCAUCAACAGGCUGGAAAAACACAGAGUGGAUCGGAGCACCGAUCUGGAGGCAUGGCAGCACCGCGUUCUCAACAAACUGAGAGAGUGGGUAAAGGAAUUCUCUGGAGAGGCCAAUGAUGACUUCAAGCCCUCUGACAUUUUCAUUGGCUUCCACGGUGAUGCAUGUGCCAGUGCUUUAUUGCAAGCACUAGAAAAGAGACAACACACUGCUUCUGACAAGGGAAUAGAACAAGAGGAAGAGGACAAACCAAAAACACUUGAGCCAGAUGACAAGGACCAAGUGGCUGAGAUGGAGCACAAUGAGUUUGUUGAUGCAAUGGACAUUGAGCAAGAAACUGAGAUAAUGGGUAAGAAUGAUGAAUCCAGUGAAGUUACUGAUGAUAGAAACAUGUUGGAAAAUGAAGAGAUGAUGGAGACCGAAAAGGACGAGUCUCCCAGAGAAAAUGAGGAAGAGGUCUUCAGCUUGGCGAAAAGUUUGUUGUUAAACUGUGCCACCCCCGAUGCUGUUGUGAGGCUCAAAUACUCAGAUUUAUCUAAUCAGGACAAAGAGAAACUUCAGAGAUUGUACUUUCAGCAGCAACAUCACCACUCACUCCGAGAUUUUCUGGGAGCUUGUUUGAACUCACACCAGGGCUCCAGCAAGUUCUUGGAGAUCACAACAUUUUCCAGCUUGCUGACAAAAUUAGAUGUAAGGGAUGUAGCCCCUGCAUUAGGACUGAAUACAGACAGGAUCCUCUUGCUCUCGCUCCACCAGUUUGACACUGAAGUCUCUUUCUGCAAUAAAAUACGGUUGUUCCUCCAAAACGCUGGCAGCUCGCUUCACCUUCUGAUCAUCCAGAUGGACCUGGAGGAGUCCCAGUGCAGCGACGAGCUCAUCGCAUCAGCAAAGUACUGCACCAUGAAUUACAUGGCUUCAAUGGAUGUUCAGAUGUGUUGGGUGAUCUUCAUUGUGAAGGUCUCAAGGAUUUCGAGCCAGUCUCGGUACAUUGGUUUCCAAGGAGGAUUCUGGCAUUCAGUUCACAUCGAUGACCUGAGGGAUUCAGAGGACAUGAGUCUGAAUCUGUCGGAUUUCUGUGGAACGCUCAUCAGCACCUUGCUCAAACCUGCGCAGCAAGAAAAUCAGGAUGUCAGUGAAGGAAUGAGUUUAAUAAACGACUCAGAAGACAACAGAAAAGUGGCGAGAGCACACCUUCACAGCCCGUCCUUAGUCCGUUCUUGUAUCCAAAAAGCUGUGGGUUUACUGAGAGACCCCGACAAUCUGACAUCAAGAGGCCUGCAGCGUAUGCACAUCCUGCUGACACACCUGUCGACCGAUCAAACAACAGCUCGCUUCCAGAGGGUCCUGCUGAGUCGGCUGGCUGAGACUCUGGCUCAGAGAGAAGAAGUGAUGGCCGCUCCUAAAGAGUGGGUCAGCAGAGAGGCAAAGAAACGCCAGGCUCUGCAGGAAGGAGGAACUCUGAGGCACACCCUGUGGCGCUGCCUCCAGUCCACCGUGACACCGGUGCUAGCCAGCAUCUUGGAGGUAAUAGAUCGGUACUCCAAUCUGGACCUGCUCUCUGCUGACAGACUCAGUCCGGGUCUCAUGAAGCUCUGGAUGAACAUCUUGGAAGACUCGCAGGUUUUACACCUGGCACCUCCAUCAAAUCCAAGUGAUUCAGACCAGGAGGUUCUGGUGCAGCACUACUUCCUGUUGGACAGUGAGCAGCAGUCGUGCUCGGCUCCGUUCAGCUGGAUCAUUAAAAUGAACCUGGACAGCCUGUGGGAGGAGUCCGAGUUCAUGCCAGUAUCUAAAGAAGGAAGCACAGAGAGGAUUCUCCAGUUUGUGAGCAGCUUCUCCAGCAGCGGACCGGGCCGUCACCUCCAGCAGCUUUCUGAGGAGGAGCGAUGGGAAUAUGGUCUUCUGUUCCUGCAGGACUUCCUGCUGCUCUCUCUGAAGAUAAAGUCCAAAGAUGAACUCAAGGUGUUUAUCAGAGCCAUGCCGGGCUGUUUGACGGAGCUUCAGACGUCCAUUGGAACUGCUCCUGAUCUCUCUCCUGCUUGGAUCAUGGCAGCCGCAAAGUAUUUUGCAGUGAGAUUGGACAUGCUCAGCCACAUGUUCCUCCUGCAGCCACAGCUAGCUGCAGAUGUUCUUCAGCGGGGAUCGAUAAAGAGCGAGCAGAAAGAAAUGGUGGAGGAUAUUCUGGCCCUCGGGAUCUGUGUUGAACAGGUCAAACUUUUGACUCUGACGUCCCUCGAUGAAUGCAGGUCAUUUGUGGACAGGGUGGAGUUACUUCAGCCGUGUCUGGACAGAGCCUUCAGCCAGAAAUACAGUGCUCUCUGUAGUGCUGCCUGUUUUCAGCAUCUGGCCUCCAUCAGGUCAUUGUGGCAUGGGAUGCUUGUUGUUGCAUCUUUUAUACAGCAGAUCACUUUUAAAGUGAAACAAGAUGACUUGAAGCUUAAAGAACUGUCUCUGAAACACUGCAACCUUCAUCUGAACCUGAUGCAGGCGUCUCCUGAUGUUAGAAGUGUAAACACGCUGGAGCAGCUGAUCCGGAUACUCAAUUCCUUCCACGAUGAGUGCAUCAGCAGGGACCUCAGGUUUGGAAUCUCCUGCCCAGUUUGCUUGCUGGAGUUCACUGAGCCGUCCGUCCUGCCCUGCCGCCACGUCAUCUGUCUACCAUGUCUUCAGAAAUGUUUUCAGCAGAACCGACUUUCCUGCCCGAAAUGCAGGGCAGAAUUGCCAAACAACUUCACGGCAACUGUUUCCCACAGUGUCAAGGUGGCACUCGAACAGCAGGCAGCCAUCAGACGCUGUUGUAACUCCUUCUUCCUGGAGGUCGUGUCCAGGUUCUGUUUGUCAGAGGGGCAGAAGCCCGAAGAGGGCGUGGUGGAGCUGCUGUUCUCUUUGCUCGUCUCUGCUAACGGAGACGUUUACUGCACCAGAGAGCUCACGCCCUUCCUGGAGUGUGUGGAUAACAGUCCAAUGGUCCGAUCUGUGCUGCCAAAGCUUCUGCUGCAGUACAGUUUUGACCAGGUGAAGACUCACAUCCAAAACUACCUGAGGAAUCUGGAGAACAACCUUUGGCACCAGGAGGACCGCACAGAACUCUACCUGCUGUUUGCCAACUGCUUCCAGGAUUCCUUGCUGUGCUCAGCAGCCAGAGAAGUGGAUCCUGCUGCAGAGCAUCAAGCAGAAGUCAAAUUUCUGAGCAGGAUUGUGAGGAAACAAACUCCGGACAGACAAGAGGACCCAGCAGAGUUCCUCCUUAACAUGGCCAGGCUGAAAAUUUGCCUGAGCACUGCUGCCAAGCUGCUGGAGAAAGCUACAGCUCAAGAUGAACAGGCGGUGGCUACAGAAUACCUGCGUCAGGUGAGAGGGUUAUUUGAGUACGGCAGCAAUGACUGGCUCAGAGUUUACCUGCUGCGAGCCCUGCACAGAUGCUCAGGGAUGGACUUCAUCGUUUCACUGAUGAACAGCCCGGCCUACAGGUGGAUCUUCCCUGCACUUCUACUGCAGCUCCAGAAAAUGAUUCCAACAAACGUAGACUACUUCCUUUGCUGUGGGACGUCUUACAGAGAUCUGAGAAAUGCUGUGGGUCAGGUUCUCCUGGAGAACCGGUCCGACAGCUUUGUGACUGAGCUGCAGAAGCUGAGAGGAUCUCAGGUCAGUCUGGUGGCUCUGGCUCUGUUUAGACUGGUCACCAGUAGGUACAGAUCACCUAAUGCCAGCGUACACCCUUCUGCACAGGAGAUAGAAAGACUGAAAGCUGUCCUCAGAAACAUCAACCGGAAUGAGCUGAGGGAGUUCUGCUCGGCUCUUCUGAUGAAUCGUAUCGGCCAAACAGAGUCCAAUCUUCACAUCAGCUCAAAUCUGUCGGGUCUGAGACAAACUCUCCUGGAGCUGCUGGUCCAUCUGGACUCUGUGCUCCUCUGUGGAAAUCGUCUUCUGGCUCCACUUCAUCUGAUCGCCUUUCAGCCUGAGAACAUCCCAGACCUGUACCUUCCCACUAUGCCAGAUGAUCACACUAAUGAAGCUAGACAGUGGUUAAGAGAGAAGAAACUCCAGAUGUACAAAUGUGCAAAUGGACAUGUUUGCUUUGUGGGAGAGUGUGGAAAGCCAAUGGUGAGGUCAUUCUGUCUUGACUGUGGACUUCCCAUUGGUGGAGUAGGACACGUCCCAGUGGAAGGUUUUACUCAGCACAACCAGCAGAGGGAUCAGACCCGGACAGGACAUGUCCUUGGUGAGGCUCAUCGGAGGUCCGAAGCCCCUGAAAGACAGAUGACUUCGGCUCAGUCCAGCAUCCUGCGGCUGCUGAUGCACCUCGCUAUGCUUCAAGGAGCCAUGAAGAACCACAGAAGAGUCAGUGACAUGAUCCAUCCCCGUCCGCUGGAUGUUUUCCAAUUUCUGUGGGACCACCUGCAAAGGGACAUGGAAGUGUUGGGAAAAACUCUGGACCAGAACAGGGACAACACAGCAGUUAUGGUUCAUCUCAUCCUUACAAGAUUCCCUGAAGCUUCCAGGGGAGCGAGACCAGAUCUGUCCUCCAGACAGGAACGGCAGCGUUGGGAGAAACUCGUCUGUGAUUCUGCCAUCAACCCGGUGCUUCAGGAUCUGCAGAGGAAUCUUGGGGAAGCUCAGGAGAGAGUCGCCUCAGAUGACGGACUCUCUGGAAGCCCCCUGAUAACUCUGCUGUUUGCCGAUCCUGGGACGAUGCUGUCCUUGCCCUCUGACUGCCCGACGGAUCGUUCGUCCUUCUGGACUCUACGUGAAACGAUGACGGUGGAGCGCUUCUCUCAGCUGGUGGGGGAGAUGUCAGGACGCGACUCUUUGCCGCUGCUCUGCCUGUUUAUGAAGAAGGUACACUGUGUGCGGCAGCUCCCUCACCUGCCUGAACUGGCUGCUCUUCAGUCGGACCUUCUGAGGGUGUUUCCUCUGACGUCCGCAAGCUCGGCUUCUCAGACCGUCGCGCAGGCGCUGCAGCAAAUCCCUGCAGGGUUCCAGAAGGUGCUGGCUGAGAGGGUGGACAAAUUCAUCAGCGUGUGGAAUCUGCUCAGAGCUGAGGUGGCAAAUAACUCUGCAGAUUUGGGGGCGGACGUAAAUCUUUGUGAGAAGGAGCUGACGGUUGAGAGCUCCAGUGAGUAUCUGCGGCCAUGCCGACGUGGCCCUGGUUCAUGUCUCCAAACUCUGGUCGACUUCCUGUUGGAGACUCACAACAGCCUGGUGAGGGAGGCCAAGAAAAUGAGCGGCCAGGAGGACAGUGAUUACAGAGUUCCACUAGAGAAGAUUUCUGAGACCCAGCUGACUCUGUGCCACCCUGAGCGAGAGCUGCUUCCGCUCGUUUUAGCAAACUGCAGCUACACUCUGCAGAAAGGCGGGCAGACGGACAGUAGCUACGACCUGCGGGUCAUCCAAACCCAACUGGCUCGCCGCUUCCUGGCUGGAAAACCGCUCAUCCAGGCAGACACUUCCAGGUACCUUAACAGAAGUUUGCAGGAUUUCUCUGUGGUUCUGGCUGAAGUUAGAGGGAAGAUUCACCAGGAAGUCCUGAAGGGCUCGGUGAGCAGCACCACAACUGCUGUCCUGCGCUCGUACGCUGAUGUUUGUGAUGCCGUGUUCGUGGUUGAGAUCGGCCUUCGCUUCCUGGGAAAAGCAGGUGGAGAUCCAGAGGGUCAGCUGCUGUCUUACCUCACAGAUUCCCUGAAGAUGGGUCCGCAGAUCUCCAACACUGUUGCCAAGGGUCUCGGGGAAAGCAAACUGAAGCACAGCAUCUUCACCUGGCAGCUUCUCAAUUCUUGGAAAUCAGAGCUCAUGCUUAGCAGGCAGCAAGAUCCGUUUCAAAAGCUGCCGUCAGAGUUCCAGCAGAGGCUGUCGGAGGAUGAGAGGAAAAGGAUGAAGGCUUUCUUCACCGUCACAGAUGUUGAAAGUUUUGCUUUGGAGCUGCAUGAAAUCCUGCUGCUGAAGACGAGGAGUGCUGUGCCUGAAGAGCGUUACCAGCCUCAGUGGGACAUCAGGUGCACCUUAGAGAGCCAUUUGGAGCAGAAAAACCUUCCACCUCUGCAGGGGCUGGAGGAUUUACCAGAGGACAUCCUGCUGGGGAAAGGAGCUGAUGUAUGGAGAGCUGCUGUGGAGUUUAAAAGGAGAUAGAAAACCUGGAACAGAUGCAUUUUAUUUAAAUAAGUGGACCUGAUUAUGAUUACAUUAUCCUUUCCGUUGUGUAUAUAUUGCAGCAUCGUUUAAUUUUUUUUUUUAAAUCUCUUAAUUAUGUCCU
Molecule: messenger RNA, 15660 nt
Organism: Poeciliopsis prolifica (blackstripe livebearer)
Lineage: Eukaryota; Metazoa; Chordata; Actinopteri; Cyprinodontiformes; Poeciliidae
Gene: rnf213b
Product: ring finger protein 213b
Exons: 65
Coding region: 96-15536 (5146 amino acids)
Biological process (GO): sprouting angiogenesis; negative regulation of non-canonical Wnt signaling pathway; ubiquitin-dependent protein catabolic process
Cellular component (GO): membrane; nucleolus; cytosol
Molecular function (GO): ATP hydrolysis activity; ubiquitin-protein transferase activity
Source: RefSeq, a predicted model, not a curated record